Prunus avium (sweet cherry) is the source of this 330-nucleotide messenger RNA. RefSeq lists its product as uncharacterized. The record is from RefSeq and is a predicted model, not a curated record. Lineage: Eukaryota; Viridiplantae; Streptophyta; Magnoliopsida; Rosales; Rosaceae. Gene Ontology annotation, molecular function: protein binding.
AUGGCGGAAGCAAAUUCACUUCAGACUGGUUGGGAAGUAUCUGUUGAUUUCAGAUUGUUUUUGCUUGAUCAGAAUAAGGGAAUCUACUUGGUUCUUCAGGAUGCUAAUAUGAACAAGAUGUGCUUGCACGGGGCGAUGCUCCAAGUGGGUUUCGAUAGAGUUAUUCCUCUGAAAGAAUUUUCUGUUGCUUCCAAUGGCUAUCUCAUUGAUGAUACUUGUGUUUUUGGAGCUGAGGUCUUCGUUUGUAAAGAAAGAAGACCGGGCAAGGCAGAGUGCCUGUCAAGGAUCAAGAGUGGUUUUAUGAAGAAGAAGCAUUGUUGGAAGAUUUGA